Messenger RNA from Aspergillus aculeatinus CBS 121060, 3430 nucleotides. Its product is annotated as putative ubiquitination network signaling protein. Lineage: Eukaryota; Fungi; Ascomycota; Eurotiomycetes; Eurotiales; Aspergillaceae. The record is from RefSeq and is a predicted model, not a curated record. The transcript has 2 exons. Bases 277 to 3339 code for a protein of 1020 amino acids.
CUUAUCCUUUCCCUGUCAUUCCUUUUUUUCCUUCCCGCACGCUUCCUUGUAUUGAAACCCUUCUCUCCCUUUCUCUAUCUCUUCAUCCCCCUCCCCCAAAAAUUAAACAUCAUCUCUGCUCACCAUUUCCCGCACCUUCAUUUCUCUUUCCGACCUCCCCUCCCCUUCCCGUACCCUUUUCCGACGCUGUCUUCGUCUUCAAUUCUCGCCUGGUCCAAGUCCUUGGCUCCCUCUUGCCAAGCUGACUCGGACCUAGGUACUUAGGCUCCCUUGUCCAUGCCACGUUCAUCGGCUACGGCUAGGAAGAGUCAUAGCAAUCGAAAUGAGAACGGUCUUGUCGGUCCCGGAAAGAAAGUGAACAAGCAGAAGUCGAAUGGAAAUCUGAAUGGGACCUCGGCCAGCACCUCGAAUCCGACUUCUGGCCCUUCCACCCAGGUCGACUGGCAACCGUCCCGCUCGUCCAGCGACUCGGCUCUAACCUCAACCGCCGCAACCACAAGCAAGGUGAACGGAAACACUGAUUCUUCCAAGGCGGAGGGUAACGGACGAGGUCAACUGAAUGGAUACGCAAAAGGCAGCGCGGACAUGUCAUAUGGUCAGACGAAUGGUGCGGCGCCGCAGAAUGGCGGACUCGCAGCCCAGGCGUCGCGUCGGACGGACAAGUCGGUGACCGGUACCAAAAGGUCGGCCUCCAGUGCUUCGAUUAACCCGCUCCAACUGGCCUCCACGAUUCUCAAGUCUUGCCCGAUGUACGACACGAUCGCGAUCUUGAUCUUUCUGCUGCAGCUUCCGCCUAUGGUUCUUACUCUGGUUCAAUUCUUGUUCGCUUCCUUGACCUUCAUGCCUCCUGGUGGCGCGUCUUCCGGCUCCCUCACCUCCAACUUCGACAUUUUUCAGGGUCCCGCCGGAACACCAUCGCUGGGUACAAUGAUUGCGAUGGAUGGGUUCUGCCUGUUGUUCUGGGGCCUCUUCAUGUGGACCUGGGCGCAGAAUUUUGCCCUAGAUCUCGCUCACGUGCAAGUCGCCAUCACCCUUGGCGGCGGAGGCUCUGGAAAAAAUGGAGGGGUCAAUGCGCUCUGUGUUGGCAUCGUCCUCGUAUUACAUCUUAUCCGCAGUAAAGGUAUACAGGAUUUUGUUAUAGGUCAUCUGCUCUCUUCCAAAAUCGUCAGUCCCGAUCUCCUCUCGCAGUAUUCCCACCUUAUGCCCACCGAAUUCCGACGCACCGAACCGCAAAGCUCUCCGAGCUGGAUGCGGAGUCUACUUGCGGUGCAUAUAUUGGCUCAAGCUGGUACUGCCAUGGCGAGACGGUCGAUGGCUAAGAACCGGUCUCCGGUUCCCCCUCGGAACGGCAAGCGCGUGGAUACCGAAGCAUCCGCCGGCUCGCAAACACAAAUCGAUUCUGCGUUCGAGUCCGGCGCAAGUGUCUCUUCCUAUAUCGGUGCCGAUGGUCAGAUUAUCACGCCCGCCACUCACAAGGACGGUCGCGAUAGACUGAUCUCGGCCAAGAAACGCAGGAGGCAGGCGAACCAGGUUCGGAAUCGUCAGCCUUUCUGGGCCGCACUCGCAAGCACGAAAGUGACGGUAAUGAGGGAAUAUGAGCAUUCUAGGGCUUUAUCGAAAACCGGCAGAGGUCUCGCAAUGACGGAAGAGGAUCUACAAGGAGUGUCUCUGGAUGAUGGGCUUGUUUGGAUAACCGAGAUUGAUAGCUCUACCAUCAAGUUUGCAGCGGGCGAUCUUGCUUCGCCCGAUGAUUCUUCAGUUUCCGGGGCUUGCGAAGCAGGACGUCUUGGAGGAGAAGAAACGGAACCAUUCUACGUCUGUGUUAAUGGUGCACUGUGGGCGACCGCAGUGAUCAACAAAGUACAGGAUUCGUCUAAGGGCUCACACACUGUGCAUUGGCGGGGUGAAAUUUCGGGUCUCGCGCCGAACUGCGCCUACACCUGCUCUUUCAUGCGGAGCGAUACUGACGAGGAAAUCUGUGUCAUGAGCGUCAAGACCCCCGCCGCAAAUGACGCAGAGCAAGUAUCUUCGGUAUCAGUUCCUCCGCAGCCAACUUAUCGUCCGUCUUCCCCGACUACCACACUCAAGAAUUCGAUCGUCAACGCCGAGGUCAAGCUGAAUGAGAAACGCUCUCGGCUGAGAAAGGCCAAAAAUGAUCACAAGCUCGCAAUCUCGAAGAUCCGGAAAGAGUUGGAAAACUUCAAUCACCGGCUUCAGAGCGGUACGGAUGAAAAUCGACAGAAGCAGCGCUCGCUACAGCUCGAAAGGAAUAUCAAGCAAACCGAGGAGGCCACCGCCGCACUCGAAAGCCAGCUGGACACCUUGCAGAACGUCCCGGAGGAGGAACUCGAGGAAUGGACAAACCAGAAGGCCAAAUUCGACCAAGAGUUGGAACAGCUCAAUCUGGCCAAGGAGGAACUCGUUGCUGCUCGAACUGCAAUCUCCCGUGAGGUGUCAUCUUUGGAAAGUGAAUUGAAUUCCACUGUGCAGAGGAAAGAACGCCUUCAGGGCCGCCGGACUCGCGUCAACGAACAGUACGAGCGCAUUGUCUCUGCUAACGCACAGGGUCUGAACGAGAGGGAGCGUCGUGCUGCGGAACAAUUUGCGAGGGAACAGGAUCAAGCCAAGCUGGAAGUCAGCUUUAACGAGCAAUUCUCCAGCAUCGGUCAGUCUGUGCAGGAGUACCAGUUGCGCACCAAUCAACUCUGGCAGCAAGCUGCCGCUAUUGAACAAGCCAUUCAGCAACAGCAACAGCAGCAGAUGCUCCUGGAUCCCGCUCCGCUCACUCCGGAAGGAAAUCUGCCCGGCACGAACCCUCUCACCGAUGCACCCAGUUUGUCCCUCGCCGCCUUGACUGCUGCUCCCACCACCCGAUCAAUCUUAGGACUGAGUUUCCCCGCGUUGAAAUCCAGCCCUCUUCAGCAGACUUCGUCCCCUGUCGGUGAUUCGCUGUCUCAUCCAGCCAGCCCGGUUCAGGCUCCGUCUUACCUUGCCCACUUCCCGACAUCUCCAAUCGGCCAUAGCGGUACCUACUUCGAUGCUGAUUUCGCUACGCGGGACCGCUCGUUCUCCAAUCGAUCUGCACGAAGCAGUCUGUAUGGGUCUGAUUUUGUGGACGCCCACAGCCGUCGACACCCUUAUCAGUUCGAUCUGUCGGAUUCGGUUGCUGACAAGCGGAGCAUCUCUGGCUCAGAUGGCAACGCUCAAAGUGCGGGUGUCCGACCCAUUGCUAGCCCGUUCCAGCGGGCCGGCAGCCGGGGCAGUGGCAGUGGAAGCGGCGGUAGUGGCAGUAGCGGCAGCGGCAGUGGUAGUCCCAGCUCGACUGGCAAGGGCAACUAGGAUUUUGAGAUGGAGUUUCUCGCUCUGGGGCACCUGACUCUCAAAACUCGUUGAAUUCCUUUCCGUGUUUGUUGAUCUUCAUACGUGAUGC